CACGGAGUUUUCUUCGUCAACAAGUACGUAUUUGUUACUUGAAAAUCGCAUUAUUUGUGUGCUUUCAGGUGAGGGUCCUUGCAAACUCCCUUUAUCUACGUUUUCAAACAAAAGUUUUGUGAAUCAUGUUUCAAUUGGCUUUCAUGUUUCAGUAGUGGCAUACCAUCUGAAGAUUAAUAAAAAUGAAAAGCGCUGUUUUUUGAGAGGACAUAGUUCCGAAUAGUUUUCUUUCGCCUUUAUCAGCAAAAAAACAUAGUCAAUACUUGGAAGGGAACAUAUGUGCCGAAUGUUGUCGUUUCCUUCAUACUGCUUCACAUUGAAAGUAACAUUCCAGACACCAUAGUGGCACUCGGCUACACAAAAGCCCGUUCUUAGAAUUCAGACUUAAAGCUAAAAGUUUUGAUACCAUUAGGUUGCCAUUUCCUCUACUUGAGCACUUGAAAAGGCGUAUUACAUUCUGGAAAAAUGACGUAUCUAUGUGAAGUCUGUUCGCAGGCAUUUUCCGAAGAUUCAGCUUUAAAGAAACAUGUGAUAACCCAUACCACAAAAACGCCACAUUCUUGUGCAAUCUGUUCAAAGGCAUUUCGUAAAGCCUCACUUUUAGCGGAACACAGGAAAAUUCACUCCGGCAAAAAACCAUACUCUUGUGAAUUCUGUUCAAAACCUUUUCUUCAUCUUUCAGCUUUAAAGAGACAUUUGAGAGUCCAUGCUGAUAAAAAACCACAUCCUUGUGAAUUCUGUUCAAGACCUUUUCGUGAUCUUUCAGGUUUAAAGAGACAUUUGAGAGUCCAUUCUGGUGAAAAACCCUAUUCGUGUGAACUCUGUUCAAAGACAUUUUCUGCUGCUUCAAAUUUAAGGAGCCAUUUGAAAGUCCAUUCUGGCGAAAGACAACAUUCUUGUGAAUUCUGCUCAAAAGCAUUUCUUAAUGCUUCAAAGUUAAGGAGACAUUUGAGAGUCCAUUCUGGUGAAAAACCACAUUCUUGUAAAUUCUGCUCAAAAGCAUUUUCUGAUGCUUCAGAUUUCAUGAAACAUUUGAGAGUCCAUUUUGGUGAAAAACCCUAUUCGUGCAAACUCUGUUCAAAGCCAUUUUCUGCUGCUUCAAAUUUAAGGAGACAUUUGAGAGUCCAUACUGGUGAAAAACCAUAUUCUUGUGAAUUCUGUUCAAAACCUUUUCUUCAUCAUUCAGCUUUAAAGAGACAUUUGAGCAUCCAUGCUGAUGAAAAACCACAUUCUUGUGAAUUCUGUUCAAAAUCUUUUCUUGAUCUUUCAGCUUUAAGGAGACAUUUGAUAGUCCACUCUGGUGAAAAACCCUAUUCGUGUGAAUUCUGUUCAAAGGCAUUUUCUGAGGCUGGCGCUUUAAGGAAACAUUUGAGUGUCCAUACCGGCGAAAAACCACAUUCUUGUGAAUUCUGCUCAAAAGCAUUUCCUAAUGCUUCAAAUUUAAGGAGACAUUUGAGAGUCCAUUCUGGUGAAAAACCACAUUCUUGUGAAUUCUGCUCAAAAGCAUUUUCUGAUGCUUCAAAUUUGACAAAACAUUUGAGAGUCCAUACUGGGGAAAAACCCUAUUCGUGUGAACAGUGUUCAAAAGCAUUUUCUGAUGCUAGCGCUUUAAGGAGACAUUGCAAAGUUCAUGCUGAUGAAAAACCAUAUUCUUGUUAAUCCUGUUCAAAGGCAUUUUUAGGAGACAUUUGAGAGUCCAUACUGGUGAACUGACUCUCUGACGCGUCACAGUUAAAGACAGACGUGAGAGUCUACCCUGGCACAAAGCCUUAUUCUUGUAAAUUGUGCUCAGAAGGGUUUUCUAAUGCUCCAGCUUUGAAAACUCAUUUGAGAGUUCAUGGUGGCGAAGAAACGUAGACAUGUGAAUUUUGUUCAAAUACAUUUUCGGAUGCUUCAGCUUUAAAGAUACAUUUGAAGCUGCACACUGCGGAAUAGUUACAUUCUCGCGUGUUUAGAGGCUUUUUUCUCAAGCUUCAACUAAACAGUGACACAUGGGGAUUCACAUCGGUAAAAACCAUCUUCUUUUGAAUUCUGUUCAAAUGCGUUUUGUUUUGCUUCGCAUUUUAGGCAGCACAUGGGAGACACACAAGCGAGAAUUCAGUUUUGUGAACGUUCUUCAAAACAGGGCUGCGGAGUCGGAGUGAAAAGGACAGACUCCGAAUCCGAGAAUCUUUGGGCCUCCGACUCCUUUAUCCCAAAAUCAGUUCGCCUCUGACGUCACAGCCUUGGUUCAAAGCUAUUUCCUAUUCCUACUUAUUAAAGAGACUGUUAAAAGUGCAUACUUGCGAAAAGCAGUAUUCUGAUGAAUCGUUUUUAAAAACACUUUCGCCAGCUUCAUGCAAAACCUCAUAACUUGAAGUGAUGAAAUUUGUUUCAUUUAAUGAAGAUGCUGUCAGGCUUUAAUUGUUGCUAUUUUCAAAAAUGUUUUCCUAAAACUUUUGAACUGGAAAAUUUUAUUAUUUAUUAGUGUUCUAAUUUUUUAUAUCAGUCAAACAGAAGAAAAGCAAGAAUUGAAUUGUGUGGUGAUGUAACGUGUAACAAUCUGUUUAAUGUCUAAAGAUCUGUAUCGAUUAUUUUAACAUUCUAUGAUGUCAUCAACUUUAAAUAAAUAUGUAUAAAAUGUUACUUGACAUUUGUGUGUGGCAUCAACGGAGAUUCAAGACA
Messenger RNA from Uloborus diversus, 2664 nucleotides. RefSeq names its product zinc finger protein 271-like. Bases 466 to 1659 code for a protein of 397 amino acids. The record is from RefSeq and is a predicted model, not a curated record. Lineage: Eukaryota; Metazoa; Arthropoda; Arachnida; Araneae; Uloboridae. Gene Ontology annotation, cellular component: nucleus. The transcript has a single exon.